AGUAAGAAUGUAAAAAGUGCUUUUUGAAAAGUAUAAAUCUAGUUCUUUAAGAUAAAGGAGUAAUUGAAGAUAUGGAGUUAGAUUCUUUCCUUUGCCUUGAUUAGGAGAAUCUAUAUUAUGUAUCAACUAACCAAAACAGUCCAGUUUUUGAUCCACCUAGUUUCAUGAAAUGAUUGUGUGUAUGUAUGUAUGCAUAUAUGUGUUUAUUUAUUUAGUUUUGCCAGCUAAACCUGAGAACAUUUCCUGUGUCUUCUACUAUGAAGAGAAUUUUACUUGCACCUGGAGUCCAGAGAAAGAAGCCAGUUAUACAUGGUACAAAGUAAAGAGAACUUACUCUUAUGGAUAUAAAAGUGAUAUUUGUCCAAGUGAUAAUUCUACAAGAGGAAAUCAUACUUUGUGCUCCUUUCUUCCUCCAACAAUAACAAACCCAGAUAAUUACACCAUUCAAGUGGAAGCUCAAAAUGCAGAUGGUAUAAUUAAAUCUGAUAUAACACAUUGGAGCUUAGAUGCUAUAACAAAAACUGAACCACCUGAGAUUUUCAGUGUGAAACCAGUUUUGGGCGUCAAACGAAUGGUUCAAAUAAAAUGGAUACGGCCUGUGUUGGCUCCUGUUUCGUCUACUUUAAAAUACACACUUCGAUUCAAAACAGUAAAUAGUGCCUACUGGAUGGAAGUCAACUUCACCAAAGAAGAUAUUGAUAGAGAUGAAACCUACAACCUCACAGGACUGCAGGCCUUUACAGAGUAUGUUAUAGCUCUGCGAUGUGCCACUAAGGAGUCCAUGUUCUGGAGUGGUUGGAGCCAAGAAAAAAUGGGAACAACUGAGGAAGAAGCUCCACAUGGCUUGGAUCUGUGGAGAGUCCUGAGACCCGCCACAGUAGAUGGAAGAAGGCUAGUGCAGUUGAUGUGGAAGAAGGCAAGUGGAGCCCCAGUCCUGGAGAAGGCACUUGGCUACAACAUAUGGUACUUUCCAGAAAACAGUACUAACCUCACAAAGACAUUGAACACCACUAACGAGAAGCUUGAACUGUAUCUGGGAGGCAAGACCUAUUGGGUUUGUGUGGUUUCUUAUAAUUCUCUUGGGGAAUCUCCGGUGGCCACCCUGAGGAUUCCAGCUAUUGAUGAAAAGUCAUUUCAGUGCAUUGAGGCCAUGCAGGCCUGCCUCACUCAGGACCAGCUGGUGGUGGAGUGGCGAAGCUCUGCUCCAGAGGUAGACACAUGGAUGGUUGAGUGGUUUCCAGAUUUGGACUCAGAGCCCUCCACUUUUUCCUGGGAAUCUGUGUCUCAGGCUACAAACUGGACAAUUAAGCAAGAUGAAUUAAAACCUUUCUGGUGCUAUAACAUCUCUGUGUAUCCAGUGUUGCAAGAUCGAGUGGGCAAGCCAUUUUCCAUCCAGGCUUAUGUCAGAGAAGGCAUUCCGUCAGCAGGUCCUGUGACCCAGACGGACAACAUUGGUGUGAAGACAGUCACAAUCACAUGGAAAGAGAUUCCCAAGAGUCAAAGAAAUGGUUUCAUCACCAACUACACCAUAUUUUACCAAGCUGGAGAUGGAAAAGAAUUCUCCAAGACAGUUAACUCCAACAUCCUGCAGUACGAUCUGGAGUCCCUAACACGAAAGACCUCUUAUAGUCUUCAAGUCAUGGCCAGCACCAGUGCUGGGGGGAUCAAUGGCACCACAAUAAACUUCAAGACAUUGUCAAUUAGUAUCCUUGAGAUUUUCCUUAUAACUUCUCUGGUUGGAGGUGGCCUUCUUAUUCUCAUCAUCUUGUCAGUGGCAUAUGGUCUCAAAAAGCCCAACAGAUUGAAGCACCUCUGUUGGCCCGAUGUCCCCAACCCUGCUGAAAGUAGCAUAGCCACAUGGCGUGGAGAUGAUUUCAAGGAUAAGAUAAAUUUGAAGGAAUCUGAUGACCCUGUGAAUAUGGAAGAAGACAGAGUUCUAAAACCAUAUUCUUCCCCCAGAGACCUUAUUGACAAGUUGGUGGUGAACUUUGAGAAUUUUCUGGAAGACGUUUCCACAGAGGAACUUGGAAAGGGUCAGGAAAACAUUUUGAGAGAGGAAAAAAAUGAAUAUGUGACUUCUCCAUAUCGGCCUUACUGUCCUCCCAUUUCACCUGAGAUUCCACAGAGAAAAUCCCAACAACCGUGUUCUAGAAUACCAGAGGGGAUCUGCUUAGAAACCACAGAGCAGCUUCUUUCUUCUGUUCCGAAUUUAGGGCCAGACCGUAUCUGUGAAGAAGGAGAACCUAAUCCAUACUUGAAAAAUUCAGUGACAACCAGAGAAUUUCUCACAUCUGAAAAACUUCCAGAGCAAACCAAAAGGGAAGUCUAAUUGUUACUGUGACUUGAAUCUCUCUGGGUCGUAGUGUGGGCAACUCUUAUAGACAGAAUGUAUUAGGACUUAUCCAGAAGAGCUUCCUUGGCUAUCUCCCCAUCCUUGCUUUGUGUUAGAGAAAUUGUCACACAUCCCUGAGUGGCUUGUUGAACUUGGUUGGCACAGAUGUGUAACUUGCCUGAGAAGAAGGGAUAGUGGUAUGUCUGAGCAUUUUGCAGAGGAAAAGUGUUUAUUUUCUUUUGUUCAGGUAACAAGCUCUCACUGAGGUCUCUGACAUAAUGAUUUUAAGGGACAAUGGAGCCCCUAAGGUGGAUAUAUCUUGCCUUCCCUAGGAAUUAGGUCUUUGCCACAACUUUUGCUCGAGCUUCUCCUCAGAGAUCCAGCAGACUUUCCCCAUUGCCAGAGGACAGUGGUCUGGUAGGAGGUGGGAAUCUCUCCCUUUACAUUGAUUUCCCUUGGGUUCUGGGUUCUACCUCCAAGGAAUCCCUGAGAUCUCACUUUUGAGAUUUUGUUUCUCCCUCAUUAUAGGGGCAGGGGAGGUAGAGUGGCCUUCCUGAUGGUGUGCUUCUCAUUAACCUCAUAAAAUCUCAAGUGUCUGCAGCAACACCUCCACCCAGGACUCUUGCCUCUAGUUCACAGCACAUUGGCCUCUAGUAAAUUGAUCUCAGCAGGGCACUAGGGAGUGGACUCCAGCCUGGGCCAGCAGGUCUGCCCCAAUCUUCAGGUCAUUGCCCAGCUCUGAAAAGCUCCCAGAGGCCUUUGCUGGCCCUUUAUCUUGUACUCAAACCUGGGAGUAGAAAGGCACCAAAUACUGCACUGCUUUUGUACAGGAUCUCUGGCCCCUUAUGCUAGCUCACAGCCUAGGAAUGCUUACAAAGCUUCCUUCAAAGGCCUCUUUCCUGAAGGACCUGAGCAGGGUGUGGAAACAUGCUACUGUAACUUUGUUGCCCCGACCCGGGACUCCAUUUCCUUCACCUUGGCCAUGCACAGAGCUUAUGACACGUCAGGGGAGCCUUUAGCCCAAGUGCUAAUGGCAGGAUUCAGUUGCUGAGAAUUGGGGACUAAUGGCUGGCCCUGGGCUGGCACCUUAACCGCAGUGAUGGCAGAUGAUUUCCUAAUAUGUGGCUUUGACUCAUCUGGCUAUUAGGGGAGGUCUCUGACAACCUGGUGAGAUCUGGGAAGGCCAGGCAAUGAGUGAGCAGCCAAGGUGCCUUGAACGUAGCAUUUGCCAGCCAGAAAGGCUGAUGUCCGUUUUUAUAGGAGAAUUUGAGAAGUCAGUACUUGAGUAGCAGGCAUGAACUUCACAAGCCAACAAUUCAGAUGUGUUCCCACCUUUUUUUUUUUUUUUUGUAAAUUUAAAUUUUGUUUUGGACUCUGCCAACAUCAACAACAACAAAAAUCUCUUAAUACCAAUUAUUUGUGUCAUUCUUAAUUCCUUCCUGAUACGAUCUGCAUAUACUUAUAUACGUGUUCAUCUAAUUGAAUGUCAUACAUUGAUUCUAUUGUAUUUUCCUUUAGUUUCAUGUACUAUUUCAUGGUUAAAAUUUCAUGCAUGAACAUGGUUCAUUGUGGUAGUAUUUUGAAUGGACACUCAGAACUCCAUGGUGUGCCUGAAUAUUAUGGUUUGCCAAGGACCCUUUCUUGUUAGGAUUGUUUUAAAUGUCUUCUUUGUAUAGAGACCAACUUCACUAAAUUCUGUUCUUUGUACAUUUUCUUUUCCUACCUUUGUCCUAACUCCUUGGGGAGUCUUCCUAAGGGUGGAAUUUCUGGGUCACAGUUUUAUGGUUAUUGUCAUAUAUUGCACAUCUGUGACCCCCUUAAAGGCUGCACUGAUAUUUUCAAUAUAUCCAGGGGUAUCUGGGGCAUCCUUUGUCCUUGCUAUUGAUAAUCAACUGUUUAUUGCUGUAAGCUUGGUUUUGUCAAUUUAAUGGAUAUGGUUACUGACACUUCACAGUUAUUUGUGUUGCUUAAGUCAUUGUGAAGAUAAGCUUGUCCCAUGUAUAUUUAUAGUCUGCAUGUCUACCUGUUGACAUUAUAUAGUGUUCUACAACCAAGCCACUGGGGCACUGAGAGACCAGCUGAGCUGCUAGACAUGAGAGGCACUUAGCAGGACUUUACAAAAUUGAUUGACUUCAUCAUUUGGCUGACUAUUGAAAAUAUGUGGGUUUUGUAGGACAUUUUAAAAGAAACACCACAUAGAUGUCUUUCCUGAAUUAGUGACAAGGCCUAUUUGUAAUCACAGUAUGUGGCACUAUUGGUGUCUUGCACUCUUGGAGGGAGGGUGCCUGGACUGAUUAUGACAAUGUCAUUAGCAGUUCUUGUCCCUCUGAAGCUUUUACUGGACACUGGAGUCAGCAGAGAGAGCAUUGGCUCAAAAGCAGAAACAUCCCCAGUCCAUGUUGGCGAAAACCUGGAGAUGCCUGCAUCUGGCUGCUGAGAAAGGUGUGGGAGAAACGCCAAGGGAGGAAGUCCUCAAAAGCAUGAAGCCAGCAGUCAGCAAGCCUCACAUGGUUAGUCAAGGCAGUCUAGGCGCACCUACUGCUGAUUUCAUUUUUAGGAGCGAGAUUCUCUUUUCUGUCCAACUUCACUACAUAUGUGGGGUAAAAUAACCCGAGGCCUGGACUUUGAAAUGGAAGUCAAAAUGUGCAAAGCAGAACAGACGCGCAGAAAACUCUGAAUGAUUAUAAUAAUGCAGAAGACUGGACUUGUGUACCAAGAGAACCAUCUCUCUGUAUACUGUGCAUGCUGUCUCUUCCACAUAUUGUUCAUAAAGCCAUACAGUAUAUAAUGCAUGUGCAUGGCAGUUCUGGCCUCCUAAGCAGAGUAUGAAAGCAGGGUUACUAUAGUGAGAAUAGCCUUUAAAACGCUUUACCAUAAAUGCAUUGGUAUUUUUGUCUUUCAGGUAAUAAAGCUGUAAUACCAUUUUCAUGUAAAGCUAUACUUCUCUUCUAAAGUUGUACCCACUCAGGUAUUUAAAAUGAGACUUCAAAAUGCAAAUAUCCAACUUUGUUAGAGAUCGAGGGAGUCUCUUGGUUAUGGGACACACAGAACAGCUACAGGUGACCGGGAAUCAGACUUAGGGAGUUAUUUUUGCCAACAUAGCUUCCGCUAGGGAUGCAGCUGGGCCUCACACCUGAGUUCUCUUCGAUCUCUCAUGGCAGAAUUUUUUGUUUUGAAGUUUAUUUAUUUUUGAAAGAGACAGAGACAGCAUGAGUAAGGGAGGGACAGAGAGAGAGAUAGAGACAGGGAGGCAAGUAGGGAGGGAGAAUCCUAAGCAGGUUCCGUGCUGUCAGUGCAGAGCCAGAUGUGGGGUUUGACCUCAUGAACCGUGAGAUAUGACCUGAGCUGAAACCAAGAGUCAUUCGCUUAACUCACUGAGCCACCCAGGUGCCUCUCAUGGCAGCAGUUUCGAACUCCCAGCUCCUCAAACUCCUUCAGAGUACUCUCAGCAGAUGAGGUGGCCCCCCCUUCAUGGAGGAUGCACCACCCGCCCAUCUCUCUUCUCUUCAGGUCAGACUUGGGGAAGGUCUCUGAGGCAGAGGUGGCCCUGCUCUUAUAUUAUACAUCCCUCCCCACUGGCUCUCUUGUUCUUUCAACUUCUCCCUCCUGAGAGAUUCCUUCCCAUCAUCUUCUAAACAUGCUCAGGUCACUUCCAUGUUAAAAGAGAACAAAGUAUUCUCCUUGAUCAUCCUCUCCCUCUGGCUGCCUGCUGGCUGUCCCCAUGGAUCUGCCUGUGGUUUCAGGGUAGAGUGGGCCAUAUCCCUUGUAGCAGUAGGGAGGAAAUGACCAAUGCUGAAACCUCUAGGACAUUCGAAGACUGGAAGCCUCAUUUCCCCAGGUCACAUUCUUGUGGGAUUAGGACAAAGGCCCAGUAACAAAGCAGGCAUUCUCUGGUUUAUUCUCACCAUCGAGACUCCAGAACCCAGGCAGCAAAGCUCUCUUUUCUAGGGUUAUGUGGCUACCUGGUUCUCCCUCCUGCCAUCUGCUGUGUCCCCAGCUCCUGAGGGGCUGUGUGGAGCCACAGUUGUGGUUAGAGUGCCCAAUUGUGUGGGACUGAGGCAUUUUCCAGGACAUGGGCCCUGCUGUGAUAAAACUGCAGAGUCUCAGGUAAACCAGAAUAGUGUGAUCCUAUACUGCAGCUCUGGGCCUGUUCCUUCUUUUAAAGUUAUGUACUUGUGCUGGUAUUUAUCUUCAUUUUGAUGGGUCCACUUGCCCCCAGACUCUCAUCCAGCUUGUGUUCUUUGACAAUACCCUCAGGGAGCCCAUCCUCUAACUGGAACAUAAGCUGGCGGUAUAUGAGUGGCCAUUCCUCCCCAUUCCUUGGCAGGCUUGCUCCUGACGUUCAUCACCCUCCAGUAAGGCUCCAGUGUCUCCGACUCCCCGGCCCAUUUCCAUAAUGCUCCUUGUGACCCCAGCUGCCCCCUUCAGUAUACCUGGUCAUGUCAUAGAAAAUUGCCCCUUGACACAUUGAUUCCUUUUUUAAAAUUAUUACAACAGCAGUGAAAUGAGCUGUCUUCUGGCUUCACCCCUGUAGCCAGUGUCCAUUUUGACCUAUUUUUGCCAUUAAGCCACCUGGGUGUGGGACCACAGACCUCAGUGUUUGCUCUGUUCCAUCUCCUAGGAUGACCUGGGCCCCACAUCCUCUCUGAAGGGCACUCGUAUCACAGAAGCGUUUGCUCCUCCCAAAGGACCAGAGCCCUGCCAAGCCUUUGGCAAAGCCUUCUGUGUACAACCUUGUUCUCACUUGGAGGCUCUGACCAGCCUCCUCAAAUGAAAUUGGUGUAAUGUCCCCUCCCCUGUAAUACAAUGAAGAAUAGGGUGAUUUCUGGCUGGUCAACUGCCAGAACUGUGGUUCAGGAGUUGGAGAAUGUUGAUUGGGAUGAUAUAUGUGCUAAAAGCUGGACCCCCUGAGAGCUUUCAUAGACCCUAGAGAGCCUACAUACUGUCAAAUAUAUUGAAAUUUCCACAUUUCACAUUAAUUAUAGUAUCUUUACAUAAAAAUUUUGUAAGGGUUUAUAUGUUUUGUUUUUGAAAUUAUUUGACUAUUGUAACUUUAUGAUUUAACUUAUCAGCAGUCAGCCUGUAUCUUUAGGGAUUCUUAUGACUUGAGAAAAUUCAUCUAUUCUAAUCUAAUUUGCAGAUUUUUUACCAACAUAUAUUUUUUGGAAUUGAUUUUUUUUAAGUUUUUAUCUUUUUUCCAGUUAGUUAACAUACAGUAUUAUAUUAGUUUCAGGUGUACAAUGUAGUGAUUCAACAAUUCCAUAUAUCACUGGUGCUUGUCACAACAAGUGCACUCCUUAAUCCCCAUCACCUAUUUUACCCAACCCUCCACCCACUUCCCCUCUGCUAACCAUCAGUUUGUUCUCUGUACUGAAGAGCCUGUUUGUUUCUUGGUUUGCUUUACUCCUUUUUUCCUUUUGCUCAUUUGUUUUCUUUCUUAAAUUCCACUUAUGAAUGAAAUCAUACAGUAUUUGUCUUUCUCUGAUUGACAUAUUUUGUUUAGCAUUAUACUUCAGCUCCAGACAUGUUGUUACUAAUGGCAAGAUUUCAUUCUUUGUAUGACUGAAUAAUAUUUCGUUGUAUGUAUGUGUGUAUAUAAAUGUAUGAAUAUAUAAAUAUUUGUGCAUGUAUAUUUAUAAAUAUGAAUAUGAA
This is a messenger RNA of Acinonyx jubatus (cheetah), 7984 nucleotides long. It is a transcript of the gene IL31RA, whose product is annotated as interleukin 31 receptor A. The coding region runs from base 170 to 2329 and encodes 719 amino acids. Lineage: Eukaryota; Metazoa; Chordata; Mammalia; Carnivora; Felidae. Gene Ontology annotation, cellular component: external side of plasma membrane; signaling receptor complex. Gene Ontology annotation, molecular function: cytokine receptor activity; cytokine binding. Gene Ontology annotation, biological process: cytokine-mediated signaling pathway. The transcript is spliced from 14 exons. The record is from RefSeq and is a predicted model, not a curated record.